UCAAUUCUUCCUCCAUUUCAUUUCCUCUGCAAACUUUCCCCCCCUAAGUUUUUUUUUCCUUUCCCUCUAAACUUUGCCGGAAAAUCAAUCAACCCCAAUGCCAUAAUAAAAAAUUUCAAUUUUCUCUCACCGUUAAUAACUAAUUAAUUGCACCUUCAGCAUCCGCCGAUCGCUUUCGUUUCUCUAUCUCUCUGCGGAAAUGAAGGCGUGGGAUUUCGACGACGUGAAAGCAGAGAAAGCGAGCGCGAUGCGAAGGUACAAUCGCCUCCGGAGCGUUGCCAAACUCUUUCGCUUCGCCGAGCUCGGCGCCGGCGUUGUCUUCGUCUCAUGGACCUUCUCUCGUCUCCCCUUCGCCCUCACUCUCUCGCGCGACUACUUCCGCCUCCUCUCCGGCGUCGUUUCGAGCCCCCUCUUCGUCUUCUUCCUCUGCCACGUCAUCAUCGCAUCUCUCGUCCUCAAGUCCCGCCACGUCGCCCCGGCUCAUAACCACGACGACGCCGUCGAAGCCAAGCUCUACGAGGAGCUCAUAGAAAACGGCGGUGGCGGCAGCGGCAGCAGUUCGAAGUCUCAGUUUGGAGACGACGUCAUUUCGGGCGUGAAGGAGGAGGAGGAGGUUGUGUACCAGGACAAGCAGAUCGUUUCCGAGGUGAACUCGGCCGAUCCGAAAGCGGACACUGACUCGACCUCGGACUCGGAAUCGGAGUUUCCGAAGAUUAUUCGGAGGACGAGGUCGGAGAAGUUCGAGAGAGAGCCGAAAACGGCGAAGCUACGGCGAUCGGAGACCGAGAUUGGCCGGAAUAUCAUGAGGGCCGGCGAGGAUUAUCCGCCGGAAAAUAUGGAGGAGGAGGACAAUCUGAGUAACGAGGAGUUUCAGCGCACCAUAGAAGCUUUCAUCGAGAAGCAGUUGAAGUUUCGUCACCAGGAGUCUCUGGCCAUUGUUCUUCCAAACAAGAGCUAAUUUGAAUUAAGAAAAAAAAAAAAAAAAAAGUGGAGAGAGAGAGAGAGAAUUAAAAUGUUGGUUAAUUGGAUGUAAGCCACGGCACGGCUACCUGAGGUUAUGUACAGUAAUUUCUGGUUGAAAUAAUCUUGCUACAAUCUCUUUUUUGCUGAAUUAA
This is a messenger RNA of Prunus avium (sweet cherry), 1115 nucleotides long. RefSeq names its product tRNA-methyltransferase non-catalytic subunit trm6MTase subunit. The record is from RefSeq and is a predicted model, not a curated record. NCBI's taxonomy places the organism in Eukaryota, Viridiplantae, Streptophyta, Magnoliopsida, Rosales, Rosaceae.